UGGGGCGCAGGUGCGGCGCCCGGGCCUGGGCGUCGCCAUGGCCAGCGAGCUGGACAUCUUCGUGGGGAACACGACCCUUAUUGACGAAGACGUGUAUCGCCUCUGGUUAGAUGGCUACUCCGUGAGCGAUGCAGUGGCGUUGCGGGUGCGCUCGGGGAUCCUGGAGCAGACAGGCGCCACGGCGGCGGUGCUGCAGAGCGACACUAUGGACCAUUACCGCACCUUCCAAAUGCUUGAACGCCUGUUGCACGCGCCGCCCAAGCUCCUACACCAGCUUAUCUUCCAGAUCCCACCCUCCCGGCAGGCCCUGCUUAUCGAGAGGUACUACACCUUUGACGAGGCUUUUGUGCGAGAAGUGCUGGGCAAGAAGCUGUCCAAGGGCACCAAGAAAGACUUGGAUGACAUCAGCACCAAAACAGGCAUCACCCUCAAGAGCUGUCGGAGACAGAAGCAGAUCAACAGGCGUGUUUUCCAAGGUGCCACUGGUUGGGUUUGAACCACUAGUCUUUUGGCUAACAGUUAAGCACUUUGACAACUUUAAGCGAGUCUUCAAAGUGGUAGAGGAAAUGCGGGGCUCUCUGGUUGACAACAUCCAGCAACACUUCCUCCUCUCGGACCGGCUAGCCAGGGACUAUGCAGCCAUCGUCUUCUUUGCCAACAACCGCUUUGAGACUGGGAAGAAGAAACUGCAGUAUCUGAGCUUUGGUGACUUUGCUUUCUGUGCCGAACUCAUGAUCCAGAACUGGACCCUUGGAGCUGUCGACUCUCAGGUGGACGACAUGGACAUGGACUUAGACAAGGAGUUUCUCCAGGACUUGAAGGAGCUCAAGGUGCUAGUGGCCGACAAGGACCUUCUGGACCUGCACAAGAGCCUCGUGUGCACCGCUCUCCGGGGAAAGCUUGGCGUCUUCUCUGAAAUGGAAGCCAACUUCAAGAACCUGUCCCGGGGGCUGGUGAACGUGGCCGCCAAGCUGACCCACAAUAAGGAUGUCCGAGACCUGUUUGUGGACCUAGUGGAGAAGUUUUUGGAACCCUGCCGCUCCGACCACUGGCCGCUGAGUGAUGUGCGGCUCUUCCUGAAUCAGUAUUCAGCGUCUGUCCACUCCCUGGAUGGCUUCCGGUACCAGGCCCUCUGGGACCGCUACAUGGGCACUCUCCGGGGCUGCCUUCUGCGCCUGUACCAUGACUAAGGCCCCUCCCCUCCCCGCCCUGCCCACACUGACAAUAAAGCUGCCAUGAGUUUGGA
Molecule: messenger RNA, 1246 nt
Organism: Loxodonta africana (African savanna elephant)
Lineage: Eukaryota; Metazoa; Chordata; Mammalia; Proboscidea; Elephantidae
Gene: FIBP
Product: FGF1 intracellular binding protein
Exons: 11
Coding region: 129-1190 (353 amino acids)
Biological process (GO): platelet aggregation
Cellular component (GO): nucleus
Molecular function (GO): fibroblast growth factor binding
Source: RefSeq, a predicted model, not a curated record